CUCUUGGCAUAUCGCACUAAGCAAGAAAUCAUGGAAAUGUCCGAGGCACUCCGAUUUCGAUCACACAACUUCUCCCUCUUCCCACGUGCACCCAUCUCUUCCACAGAGCACCCUCACAAUUUGAUGCCCAUUUCACCAAAAUUCAGUUCAAACACAAGGCUGUCGGUGACAACGGCGAAGAAAAAGUCAAGCAUCGAAGGUGUGAGCGAAGAGUUGACCGCCAUAGCCUCUCUGAACCUUGACUUCGCACCUUCGCGGAGACGGGUUCGUUCAGCUUUCACCGAGGUGCACCAGCAGCUGGACCAUUUCUUGUUCAAGGCUGCUCCUGCUGGGAUCAAAACUGAGGAAUGGUACGAAAGGAACUCCAGGGGAUUGGAAAUUUUCUGCAAAAGCUGGAUGCCUGAAUCUGGCGUUCCACUCAAGGCUGCUUUGUGUUUUUGUCAUGGAUAUGGCAGCACUUGCACUUUUUUCUUUGAAGGUAUUGCCAAAAGAAUAGCUGCUUUUGGGUAUGGUGUUUAUGCUAUGGACUAUCCAGGUUUUGGUCUAUCUGAUGGCUUACACGGUUAUAUACCAGAUUUUGAUGAUUUGGUUAAUGCCGUUAUAGAACAUUAUUCAAAAAUCAAAGACAGGCCUGAGGUGAGUGGGUUGCCUCGAUAUAUUAUGGGGCAGUCUAUGGGUGGAGCAAUUGCUCUUAAGGUACAUUUGAAGGAACCAAACACUUGGGAUGGAGUAAUCCUUGUUGCACCAAUGUGUAAAAUCGCAGAGGGUAUGCUACCGCCAACUGCAGUUUUGAAGGUAUUAAGUAUUCUGUCUAAAGUGAUGCCAAAGGCAAAGCUGUUCCCACACAAAGAUAUAUCUGAGCUAACUUUCCGAGAACCUCGCAAAAGAAAAGUGGCUGGUUACAAUGUUAUUUCUUAUGAUGAUCCAACACGAUUGAAAACUGGCAUGGAGCUUCUAAGUGCCACUCAAGAAAUCGAGUUACAAUUACACAAGGUUUCAGCUCCCUUAUUGAUUCUUCACGGGGCAGCAGAUAAGGUGACAGAUCCAUUAGUGAGUCAAUUUCUUUAUGAGAAAGCUUCUAGCAAGGAUAAGACACUGAAGAUCUAUGAAGGAGGUUACCACGGCAUCUUGGAAGGAGAACCUGAUGACAGAAUUUCUGCUGUUCAUAAUGACAUUAUCUCAUGGCUUGAUUCUAGGUGCUAACUUGAAUGAGGUUUAUAGUGAGUUGUUUGUGAGAAUAUUUGUGAAAUUAACAGUUCAGUGAGGAAAACAAUAAUAUAAAUUUUACACGAAUAUUCGUACACAAUUUUUUGUGAAUUAUUUGAAAUGAAUUUGUUUGUCAUUUCUUCAACU
This is a messenger RNA of Vigna angularis (adzuki bean), 1353 nucleotides long. Its product is annotated as caffeoylshikimate esterase. Bases 31 to 1203 code for a protein of 390 amino acids. Gene Ontology annotation, molecular function: lipase activity. Gene Ontology annotation, cellular component: membrane. The transcript is spliced from 8 exons. The record is from RefSeq and is a predicted model, not a curated record. NCBI's taxonomy places the organism in Eukaryota, Viridiplantae, Streptophyta, Magnoliopsida, Fabales, Fabaceae.